AAAAAUUAUAUAUUUAGUGAAAAAGAUUGCAAAUAAACACCAAUAGUUAUCAAAUUAAAGUUUUAAUUGAAUUAGUUUAACUUUAUAGCACUAUAUUUUCAAACCAUAAUUAAAAUGGCUAGCAAUUUAAUUUAUAAUACCCCAAAAUAUUAUUAAGGUCCUUAGAGUUCUUAGAAUUCUCCUAGAUCAACAACAGAUAGAUCGCAUUCAUUAAAUCAUUCAAGCAAUUUGUACUUAACAGCUACUUCAUUUAACGCAAACAAUCUCAUCCAUAAUGUAGCUAUUAUGGAUAUGUAUGAUACUUCUUACAACAAAUCGAUGAAAAUUACCGACUAGAGAUAUUUAUACAAAAAAGCAGAAAAUGAAGCUUAACUUUUAUAUAACAGAAUUCGUUUUAUUAACUAAGAAGAACAAAAAACGCUAAAAAAAAUAAAUGAUACACAAAAGAAGGCAAGUGAAAUACUCUCAUUUAGAGAGCGUAACAUUAAAACCUCAGAAGAGAGAAAAAGAAGAAAAUAAGAAUAUGAAGAAUAGGUUGUCUAAAAGCAUCAAUAAGUCCAAGAAGUGAAAGACAUUUCAAAAAUUGCUAAGUAACUUAUAAACGAAUCUAUUUAACAUAAGGUUCAAUAAGAAGCAUAAUAACUUAAGCAAUCAAAAAUAAAAUAUAAAGAAUACAUCAACAGAGUUAGCGAGGACCUCUUUCAAUAAAAGCUUUCUAAAACUAAUUCUAUCAAAUCCCAAGAACGAGAAGCAGAGUAUCGUAAAGAAAAAAUAUAAGAAUUGAAAGUUCAAAGAGCUAAAGGAAACUAUUCUAAGAAGUUGCACUAAGAAGUUCAGAAAAGAGAAAUUAAAGAAUUUGAGGUAUAGCAGCUAGAAAAAUAGGAAAUGAAAAUGGUCUAGAAUUUAAAAAAUACAUAAACUUUACAAACAAAGGCUAUGAAGGAUUUCGAAGAUAUACUAAUUUAAGCAAGAAAUACAUCUCCAAGCCAGUAACUAUCUUUAAGUAAAAAUUUAUAGCAAUACUAUAGUCCUUCAAGUCCUCAUAGGAAUACAGCAAAAGGAAUACGCAAGCACCAUUACUAUGCAGUCAAUAAUUCUGUGCUGGUUGAAAGGUUACAUAAACAAAGUCCUUCAGUUGAUAAAUCUCAUAGAGGGAAUUCGUAGAAUGCUAACCAUGUUAACUUAUAAAUUAAUGCAUUUUCAUACAAUCCUAUUUCUGAAGGAACAACUCCAAAUAGCAAUAGAAGAGUCAUAGAUGCUCUCAAAGGCUAAGAUAAAUAAAGUUCCUCUAGACGUAGCUCAGCUUAAAACUCUCCUGCAUUCCAUGAAAUAAGUACCGAUGGAUCUAAAAAUUAAUGA
Tetrahymena thermophila SB210 is the source of this 1359-nucleotide messenger RNA. RefSeq lists its product as hypothetical. The record is from RefSeq and is a predicted model, not a curated record. NCBI's taxonomy places the organism in Eukaryota, Ciliophora, Oligohymenophorea, Hymenostomatida, Tetrahymenidae. The transcript is spliced from 6 exons.